AUGAACGCUGGAAACACUUUGGACAGAAAAUUCAUAACUGAGGGUUCAUGGAGGCCUGAUUUAUUUAAGGGUAAAGUAGCAUUUGUCACUGGCGGUGCUGGAACAAUAUGCCGUGUUCAAACAGAAGCCUUGGUUCUUCUCGGUUGUAAAGCAGCUAUUGUAGGAAGAGAUCUGGAAAGAACAGAAAAAGCCGCGAAGGGAAUUUCUCAGUUGGCAGAAGACAAAGACGCAGUUUUGGCCAUCGCAAACGUCGACGUUCGCAACUUUAAAGAAAUGGAGAAUGCGGUUAAAAAGACGAUACAGAAAUUUGGAAAGAUCGACUUUGUUAUUGCUGGCGCUGCUGGAAACUUCGUGUGCGAUUUUGCAAACCUCUCUCCAAACGCCUUUAAAUCAGUUAUUGAUAUAGAUUUACUGGGGAGUUUCAAUACCGCGAAGGCAUGCCUGAAGGAGCUAAAAAAGUCGAAGGGUUCCAUCUUAUUCGUCUCUGCUACUUUUCAUUACUAUGGUGUGCCAUUUCAAGGCCAUGUCGGUGCUGCUAAAGCUGGAAUUGAUGCUUUGGCUAAAAAUUUAGCGGUCGAGUUGGGCCCUUUGGGUAUACGUUCAAAUUGCAUUGCUCCGGGAGCUAUUGACAAUACAGAAGGCCUGAACAGAUUGGCCGGGGGGGAAUUUAAGGAAAAGGCUCUCGCAAAAAUACCGUUGCAAAGACUAGGGUCAACAAGGGACAUAGCGGAAUCUACAGUUUACAUUUUUUCGCCCGCUGCAUCGUAUGUCACUGGUACUAUCUUAGUGGUCGAUGGUGGUAUGUGGCAUUUAGGAACUUAUUUUGGACAUGAGUUGUUUCCAGAAUCCUUGAUGAAGGGUAUGAUCUCCAAAUUGUAA
Saccharomyces mikatae IFO 1815 is the source of this 879-nucleotide messenger RNA. RefSeq names its product 2,4-dienoyl-CoA reductase (NADPH) (gene SPS19). Gene Ontology annotation, molecular function: 2,4-dienoyl-CoA reductase (NADPH) activity. Gene Ontology annotation, biological process: fatty acid catabolic process. The record is from RefSeq and is a predicted model, not a curated record. The transcript has a single exon. Bases 1 to 879 code for a protein of 292 amino acids. NCBI's taxonomy places the organism in Eukaryota, Fungi, Ascomycota, Saccharomycetes, Saccharomycetales, Saccharomycetaceae.